UUGAUCAUCGUGGUUGAGCCAGAUCUCCAGUGUAGUGUGUUUAUUUCUUUCAUUUCAAAACUUUCAUUCUCCAUAUAUUUUUUUCUUUUUUUUUUCUCAUUCACCCGUGCAGGUCACGGCAUAUUCAUUCUUCGCCAUGUAUUAUCCAUGUCUUGUUGCACUCUUUGGCCUUGCUGCGGGCGUCCACUCCCACGGAGUAAUUCUAGCAGUUGCGGGAGAAAAGGGAUCCCCGGACAGUCAAGGUUUCCUUGUGAACACUACUCUGCCAAGGAACUGUAUCAACAUCAGCCCUUGUCAGCAGGACACUACCAUCCUUCGUGAUGAGGAGAUGAACCAGAAUAUCGUCAACACCUGUGGUCGCACUGAGCUUGCGGGCAAUGUUGAUGUCGGUCAGGAGACUGAGAAGGAACUCGCCGCCAACCGGGUAACAUCAGUCCAGAAGGGCUCAACUCUAGCGGUUACGAUCCAUCAGGUCAAUGCUGAUGGUGCCGGCCCUUAUACCUGCGAUAUGGACCCGACGAGCAACUCUUUCUCUACGAAUGAGUUCAUCAAAUUGCAAGUGUCGAACAAUGUCCCCGGCAAAAACGGUCUCUCUCAAGCCAAGUUCCAGAACUUCACCAUGAAUGUCCAGUUGCCAGACAACCUAAACUGCACUGGAGCUUCUACUGGAAACGUCUGCACCAUCCGCUGCAGAAACAAUGCCCUUGCAGGCCCGUUCGGUGGCUGCUUCGCUGUCAAGCAGUCGGACGGUACUGGUCGUACGAACUCCACUCCUGAGGCGAUUACCACGGCCGCAUCGCUGAGCGAUAUCCAGUCACAGAUUGAUGUCGACCAGCAAGACAUUGGCGCUGCCCUUGAAGCUGCCAAGGAAGCCACCGCUGCCGGCCAGGAUCCCAGCCUAGCAGAGAUUUCCGCUCUCGCAACCAACGUUGCAGCUACUCCUGCAGCUACUCCCGCGGCCAGCAGCUCAGCUUCCAAGAAGCACAAGGGCAAUAAUGGCAACAAGAAUAACAACAAGGCCAACAAGGGCAACAACCAAGAUAACCAGAACAACCAAAGAAACCAGCGCGGACGAGUCCGCCGCAUUCGCUCCCCCGGCUUCUAUUCGUGAAGUCCCACAUUAUUCUCUCCUGAUUUCAACAGUCAACCGUAGCUUUACAGAAGAGAAUAGAUAGAUGGAGGAUGAACGAAUGGGUGGAUAGUCUAGCACUUGAUUUUGUUUUGUAUUCUGGUUAUAUAGGUAGUUUUCUAA
Messenger RNA from Paecilomyces variotii, 1252 nucleotides. RefSeq lists its product as hypothetical. The record is from RefSeq and is a predicted model, not a curated record. The transcript is spliced from 6 exons. Lineage: Eukaryota; Fungi; Ascomycota; Eurotiomycetes; Eurotiales; Thermoascaceae. Bases 137 to 1111 code for a protein of 324 amino acids.